Molecule: messenger RNA, 345 nt
Organism: Dictyostelium discoideum AX4
Lineage: Eukaryota; Evosea; Eumycetozoa; Dictyosteliales; Dictyosteliaceae
Exons: 2
Coding region: 1-345 (114 amino acids)
Biological process (GO): translation
Cellular component (GO): large ribosomal subunit; cytoplasm
Molecular function (GO): structural constituent of ribosome
Source: RefSeq, a predicted model, not a curated record
AUGGCAACCAAAGCAGUUUCAGAAGUCAUGAGACAACAAUUAAAAAGAAAAGUUUUUAGAAAUAUUCCACAUAACAUUUUAACCCAAUUUCCAGAUCAUACAGUUAAAUCUUUAAGUCCAAAAUUUGUUGAAGCUUUACCAAAUGUACCAGCUGGUGUUAUUAAAAUCACCCUCAUUAAAAGUGGACAACGUGGUGUUGAUGAACAUAUUAAAGGAACAAUGAAUGCUUUAGGUUUAAAAAAAAUGCAUCAUUAUAUGUUCCAUAAAAAUACACCAGAAAUUAGAGGAAUGAUCCAUAAAUUAAGACAAUAUGUAAAAGUUGAAGAAAUCCCAAUCAAUAAUUAA